Messenger RNA from Diorhabda sublineata, 1949 nucleotides. RefSeq lists its product as uncharacterized. Gene Ontology annotation, molecular function: RNA polymerase II cis-regulatory region sequence-specific DNA binding; DNA-binding transcription factor activity, RNA polymerase II-specific. The transcript has 5 exons. The coding region runs from base 119 to 1672 and encodes 517 amino acids. Gene Ontology annotation, biological process: cell differentiation; regulation of transcription by RNA polymerase II; anatomical structure morphogenesis. NCBI's taxonomy places the organism in Eukaryota, Metazoa, Arthropoda, Insecta, Coleoptera, Chrysomelidae. The record is from RefSeq and is a predicted model, not a curated record.
ACUGCCUAAUUUCAAAUUACUUGUAAAAACUUCAAUUUGUUUUUAAUCGACUUCAGAAAUUUUGUAUUAUUACAGUUACUAUGUUUUUAUUUUAAAAUUGGACUAAAAUAUAUUUAUUAUGGUUAGUGUAAUAACUAAAGGAGAAAAUGGAGCUCCAUUCAGAAAUAGAACUUACUCUCUUCCGAAUAAUUACAUUGGUCAAGGAUAUAACUGUAAUGCAGAUGGAGAUUACGGUAAUCUGUCGUUGGAAUUAAGACCGAACAACGAAUUUAAUCCUAGUGAACGUGAUAUUUACGAAUGGAGAAGCCAAGGACACUGUAACAAUGUUUAUGUCACAAGUAGCUCUGCUACUACUGAGGGAAAUAUUUCUUUGGAAAAUGCUGCUACGAGUACAAUAGACGAAAGACCCAAACCCAUUCGUACUGGACGCAACAUUUUCGGAGAUUAUCGUUACGUAGAUCUUAUAGAGAUGGCGAUAAAUACAUCACCUCAACAACAAUUGACUCUUAAUCAGAUUUACAGUUGGAUACAGGCUAGCAUAAAAGACAUAAAUGAAAGAACCAACGGAGAAUCGUCGUGGAAGAAUUCCGUACGUCAUAGUUUGUCUCUUCAAAAACAUUUUAUCAGGAAAAAAUUCAAUGGAACUCAUUAUUGGACAAUCGAUUAUAAUAAAAAACCUAAAGAUUGCGAUAAACGAAGACCCAAUUCUUUGAAUUUACAACAAUUAGAAGAGUUAAGAGAAGGGGACAAACAGUUCUUCAUGGUGCACAAUCAACAAUUACCAUCUAUUCCUUCACAAGAUAUGUUACUGACUGAAUCUUAUGAAGGAGCAGUUUCUUAUUGUAAUGAAAACACCGAAAAACCAUCCAAAAUAGCACACGGUUUUAAAAAAGGAGUGAAAAAAUAUAUGCAAAAAAUCAAACAAGUAAUAACUAAAAAGUCGUCUGAAAAGUAUAAGUUAAUUAGAACACAGUCGUUAAGAGAAAAUAGAAGUUCUUGUGAAUAUGUUCCACCGUCAUACAAUUACACAUGCUUAGAACAUCAAAUGCCUUACCAAAUGAAUUGUGAAAAAAAAUUUGUACCUCAAUAUUUUCCAAAAACAUUUACAAAUGUUGCUUAUUACACCGAACAGCAUCCUCAAUUGUCUAGAUCCAAUUCAGAUACGUCCAAUGAGUUUUAUAAUAAUCAAAGUACUAAUCCUUGUACUAACGUUAACUUUUCAAAUGAAUACACUACAAAUUUUAUUGAUAAUCAUAAUAUAGAAGCACAGAAUAAUUACAUAUCUAAUCAAAUGACGUUUAACCCUCAAUAUAGUAGACCAAGAUCGAAUACUGUGAGCUCUACUUCAUCGGAUUAUAAACAAGAUUGGCAUUAUUUCCAAGAAAGACCCGAAACUGAAUUCGAAAAUCAUGACGGCAUUAUCAGUAAUCGAACAACAGAAAGUGACAAUUUAAACGUAUUAGCAUGUGAGCUUCAAUCAAGUGUUACUUUACAACCUAUAAAUGAGGCAGUUUUGAAAUCAGAAGACAAUGGUUAUUAUAAUCAACAAUGUAAUAGUAUUAGUUCAACACAAAGCUGUCAGUUUCCAGUGUUUAAUGACAAUAAUACCAUUGACGAUAUCGAUGGAAUUGCAAUGAGGGAUUUAUUUGUACCAGUCAAUUCGAGACAAUGAAUAUAACUGAAUAUUUAACGUAAUAAAUACCGAUAUAAAUGGAGAGAUACAUGUUAAAAAUUUAAUAAUUUCAAUAAGAGUAGAAAGUUCAACAUCAUCAACGGAAAAUUUAAGAACCCAAGAAGAUUUUAAUGAAAAAUAUUACGAUAAACAAAAAUUUUAUAGCAAAAUAUUUCUUUAAAAUGUUCGUGUUAGAUUUAAUCGUUUUAGUAUUACGCUAAUGAAGUGUAAUUGUACCCUUUUAAUUUUUUUAAAUAAAAUUUAUUUAUAGCAUAAA